AUGUGUACUACGUACACAAAUGAAAGUCGGCGUGCCCUAGUUGCAGAUUUGAAGAAAAAACCUAAACAGCAAACUGGUAUGUUCAGUAAAAUAUUACACUCUCAAACGCAUUCUUUGCAUGCAUCUUAUGCCGAGUUGCUUGAGCUGGUAAAGGCAAAAAAACCUUUCACUGAUGGCAAUUUGAUAAAAAAAUGUGCUGUUGAAAUGGCCAAAGCUUUCGGUGAUUCUAAAAUGGCGGAGAAAUUUGAAUCAGUGCCACUUUCACAUCAAACCAUACAAAGAAGGAUUGUUGCUAUGGGUGAGCAAGUAGAAAAAUCUACUUGCUCACCCAGCAAUCUUCUACCAUAA
Molecule: messenger RNA, 348 nt
Organism: Diabrotica balteata
Lineage: Eukaryota; Metazoa; Arthropoda; Insecta; Coleoptera; Chrysomelidae
Source: the annotation of a GenBank genome assembly